Messenger RNA from Onychostoma macrolepis, 5465 nucleotides. It is a transcript of the gene rpgrb, whose product is annotated as retinitis pigmentosa GTPase regulator b. The transcript is spliced from 14 exons. Gene Ontology annotation, molecular function: ubiquitin protein ligase activity. Gene Ontology annotation, cellular component: photoreceptor outer segment. The record is from RefSeq and is a predicted model, not a curated record. Gene Ontology annotation, biological process: protein ubiquitination; ubiquitin-dependent protein catabolic process; visual perception. Bases 93 to 4352 code for a protein of 1419 amino acids. Lineage: Eukaryota; Metazoa; Chordata; Actinopteri; Cypriniformes; Cyprinidae.
AGAACAUGUAAAGCGGACGAUUCUGUCAUAUUAGAAACUUCUUGGUCACACUUCCUAGAGCCCAGCGUAAAUAAGCUGAUUAGUCGGGGGAGAUGGCCGGAGAAACAGAAGAUGAAAUCCCUGAAUCCGGAGCCGUCUUCACUUUUGGAAAGAGUAAAUUCGCAGAUAAUGUCCCCAGUAAAUUCUGGUUAAAAAAUGAUGUACCUUUGAGAAUUGCCUGUGGAGAUGAGCACACAGCACUGGUGACAGAAAAUGGGAAGCUGUUUAUGUUUGGCAGCAAUAACUGGGGACAGCUGGGCCUCGGAACAAAAACCACUGUGAAUAAACCCACUUGUGUGAAAGCCCUAAAAUCAGAGCGAGUGAAGCUUGCAGCCUGUGGAAGAACUCACACACUUGUUUAUACAUCCCGUGGUAACCUUUAUGCCUCUGGAGGGAAUAAUGAAGGACAGCUCGGUCUCGGUGACUGUGAUGACAGAACUUCCUUCCACCUGGUGGACUUCUUCAGCAAACAUGGACCAGUCAAAAUGCUUGCUGCUGGUUCCAAUACAUCUGCUGCCCUGACGCAGGAUGGCAGGCUCUAUAUGUGGGGCGACAACUCAGAGGGCCAGAUUGGAUUGGGGAGGGAGAGUAAUGCACUGACUCCUCGGGAGGUUUCUGUGGGGAAACGAGUGUCCUGGGUGUCCUGUGGAUAUUAUCAUUCUGCCUUUGUUACUGUGGAUGGGGCCUUGUUCACAUUUGGAGAAAAGGACAGUGGGAAGUUGGGCUUGUCCACAGAGAAGCUGGCCAAUCAUAAAGUGCCUCAACAGGUGGCUGGCAUCUCUGAUAAAGUAGUACAGGUAUCUUGUGGAGGAGGGCACACAGUGGCGCUUACAGAGCACGAGGUGUAUUCGUUUGGCCUGGGUCAGUUUGGACAGCUCGGUCACGGCACAUUCAUUUUUGAGUCGCGAUUACCCAGAGUGGUUGAACAUUUCAGGAGGGGCAGAGUUAAACGUGUGGAGUGUGGAGAGAACCAUACAGCGCUGAUUACUGACAGUGGCCUCUUGUACACCUUUGGUGAUGGUCGACAUGGAAAGCUGGGGCUUGGAGAAGAGAACUUCACCAACCAGUUCAAACCAACCCUGUGUCCAAGAUUCCUAGACUGUUAUGUACAUUCUGUUACUUGUGGUGGGUGUCACAUGCUUGUGUUGGCAAAGCCCAGGCCUGAAGGGUCAGAGGAAUUGAUCCUGGAGGAGGAUGACGUUACAGAAGACUACUUUGUGAAAUCCUAUACUGAAUUACUGGGGGACACGCAAAGCCAGACCACCCUACACAGGAGUCUCUCGGCUCGGGUCAGACGCAGAGAACGGGAGCGUUCACCAGAUCAGUUUGGACAGAUGUUUCGAACACUUCCAGCCCUGAGUGGAAAUCAGCUGAGUGCAUCUUUAUCUGUUCCCAGCCAGAUCCAUCAAUCCCAUAGUAAACAACCAGGAAAGAUCCCUCACAGCAGUCUCAAAAUUCCCGGAAAGAGAGAAAAGUCUCUCGACAGAAGCAGUGUGGAGGAUAGUGAGAGUGUAAAAGACCUUGGAGAAACCACUGACUUAUUAAACCUGACUCAUGUAAUGAAGAUGGACCCUAGCCAUAAGACUCUAACAUUGUCUCCUAUGGAGAAGAAGAAUGUUAAGCUUGUGAAAGAGCACGGUAAGGAGAAGGGGAAGCCAAGAGGCGACCCCGCCCUUUAUAGAAAGAGGGCAGAGCUUUUAGCUCGCAAAGCUCUUCCGACUGAGUUACUUAAAAGUUCAAGUGGUAGCUCAGUAGUCGGAGACGGUCUUGGGUCAGGGACUCCCCACAAGAGCCCUAAGAGACAUGGUCAGGAUAAGGAAAAUGUACUUAUAGCUUUGGAGGACAGAAGGCCUGCACAUCACCAAGCUGCAGGAAGUAACACAAGAAUGGGGACGGACAUAAGCAGAGCUGGAUCCAAAUCUUUCCAGCCCAAACACAAACAGCUGAUGAAGUCAAGGGAUAGAGUUACAGGAAAAGACGCUGGAAAUAAAGGACAGAUACUUGAGGAACAUUCAAAGGUAGAGGCUGAAAGUGAGAAGGUUGCUCACAAGUCAAAAGAAAGUACAAAAACAAACCAAGAAGGUAAAACAAAAACCAAAGGUCGUCCAUUGGAAGUCAGUAGUCGGUCUCAAAAGGUUAUGGGGGAAAAAAAAGAAGUAAAAACGAAACCCAUAAUAGUUGUUGAACAAUAUCUUGAACAGACCACGCAUAAAGAGCAAGACCCAACAGGUAAGAAGAUCUCAAAAGAGAUUUUACCAAAAGCUCAGAAGAUGAAAGGUGAAAUGAACACUGCUAAGACAGAAACCAAAGGUUUUGUCCCACAGAGCAAAAAGUUAGAUUCAAAAAGUAAAAGGACAGUGCAAGAGCUCUCCACUACUUCACAACAGUCCUCUUGCCAAGAAGAAAUUUCUACAAAGAAGACUAAAAAAUCAAAAGCGGAACAAAGCCAAUUGCUAGUAGAGGACAAAAAAAAGGGGUCUACCACUAUCUCAGAAGCUGCCUUCAAAUCUGAAUCAGAGUCAGAGCAAAUUAAGGAAAAUCCUCUCACCAAGGUGACAUCUUUUCUCCAAGAUGUGGGAAUGGGAAGUCCUGCUCGUUUACUUGGAGAUACAGCAGUCAGUCAGUUCCUUUCCCAGUCUACCCUCCAAAAAAUGCCAAAACCUCUUUCAAAACAGAGAACUCUGUCUGACGUUUCAUCCCUGAGUGAGUCUUUUGAGGUUUCAGGACCAGAGGAGACAAGAGAGGCCAAGAAGACGGCCAUCACCAUCAACGUUAAGGCAGAACCAGAAACUUCAGACGGGGACUUCGAAAGAACCAGCACUGAGUCCAAAACCGAGGCUCAUUCUGAGGUGGGCACAUAUAGAAAAAGUGAGGAGGAAGGAGGAGAGGAAUCGGAAGAGGAGGAAAGCGAGGGAUCGGUGAACAGAAAGGAAGAGAGUGAGGAAGUGAAUGACAGAGAAGAAGAAAGUGAGGGAUUGGUGAACAGAAAGGAGGAGAGUGAGGAAGUGGAUGACCAAGAAGAGGAAAGUGAGAGCAAGACCCUAGCAAGUGUUGAUGAUUCUGAGGUUGAUGAUGAUACCACGAUCAAAGCUUCUAGUGAGGAAGAGGAAAGUGAGGAAGAGGAGAAAAGUAAAAGUGAGGCAACAGAGGAUGUUGAGAGUGAAGCUGAGGAAGAGGAGAGUCAUGGAAUAGAAGAUGAGGAAGAGGAAACAAGUGAGAUAAGUAGAAACCGUGAAGAAGAAAGUGGAGAAGAUGAGGGUGAAAGCAAAACAAGUGAAGAGGAAGAAGAGGAGGAGAGUGGAGAAGAAUCAGAGGGAAAGACAGAGAGCAGAAGUGACAGAUCAGAGGAAGAGUCAGAUGAAGAAGAGGAUGAGGAGUCCGAGGAGAAAGAUAGUGAGAAUGAGGAAGAAAGUGAAAUGGAAGGUGACAGUGAGGCAGAGGAGGAUGAAAACGGUGAAAAGACUAGCAAAGAAGAGGAGGAAGAUUCAGAAAAGCAGGAGAAUGAGACUGAAGAUGAUGAAGAUGAAGGGGAGAGUGAAAACGAAGCAGAAGAGGAGGAAAGUGAGGAAGAUAAAGAGGAGAAUGAGGAAAGUGAGGAGAAUGAGGAAGAUAAAGAGGAGAAUGAGGAAAGUGAGGAGAAUGAGGAAGAUAAAGAGGAGAAUGAGGAAAGUGAGGAGAAUGAGGAAAGUGAGGAGAAUGAGGAAGAUGAAGAGGAGAAUAAGGAAGAUGAAGAGGAGAAUGAGGAAGAUGAAGAGGAGAAUCAGGAAAGUGAGGAGAAUGAGGAAGAUGAAGAGGAGAAUGAGGAAAGUGAGGAAGAUAAAGAGGAGAAUAAGGCAGGUCAAGAGGAUGAGGGUGAAAGUGACAAAGAUGAAGCAAGGAGUGAGAAUGAUGAAGAAGAGGAAGAAGAAGAGAGUGAAAAUGAAGAGGAAGAAGAGCAGGAGAGUAAAGAGGAAGAAGAAGAAAGUAAUGAUGAGGAGGAAGAAGAGGAAGCGGCAGAGGAAGAGGAAGCAGAGGAGGAAGAGUCUGAAGAAAGAGAGGAGACAGAAGAAGCAGAGGAUGAGGAGGGAGAAGAGGAGAACAAACAAGAAGAAGGGCAAGAGAAAAGUGAUGAAGAGGAAGAGGAAAAAGAGAAGGCCAAGAGAAAACGUGACAAAGCGGCUGAAUCCACCAAACCAAAGUCAAGUGUGAAAACAUCAAAACAGCAGUCAAAAACCAAACGGGGCCGAGCGCAAAACGAUCAGUCAGAUGAUGAGUCCCAUGAGUCUAAGCAGUUUUGGGAUGAUGUUCUACCUCAAUACCUCAAUCUAAAAUAAUUCAGCAACCUCAACCCCUAUCUUCAUAUCUCUGACUUAAUGAGAUUGUUUCAUAUUUGCCUUUUGUGUUCUUUCUUGCUUUGUGCUUUUGUCAAUUAUUAUUCUUGCAAUUUCCUUCAUGGCAAUCUUACUAAAUGUAUUGCUUCACAUUUUUCAUUUAAUUUUAUUUAUUUUACAAACUGUUUUUAUAAGUAAUUAUUUGCCCAGGCAGUAGUGAAGACCUCAUGAUGUGCCUUAGGAUUUAUCUAAUGGACAGCCAUGUUCUUUUACUAACAAAUGUGCUUGAUUUGUCAGUAACCUUGAAACACCCCUAUCAAUGACUUGAAAUUCUUAAAAAUACAAAAUUAUGUACCAAUCUUCUGCCUUUGUCAGAUACCUAACCAUAUUAAAAUGGCAGCUCAUAAUCUUUAUGACUGGAAGAAAAUAAUUGGAAAAAUUGAGCUCAAGGUUUAGUCAUUAGGUAGGUAGCAUUUCGUUAAAAUUUUGCACUUGUGCUUGUUCUGUGAACUUUUUUGUUACUUAUAAUAACCAAUAAAACUUUUCAUUUACUUCAACUAUUUGCAUCCGUUUUUUAAAAUUAAUACCUAUGUGUAUAUAUUUACAUUUUUAUAUUUUAUUUCUUUUAUUUAAAAAGCACAGAUUAUCCAGGGACUUUAUAAAGACAAAAUUCUGUAUGGAUUAAAUGAAGAAAAAUACAUAUUACAUGCAGUACCUGAGAAUUUCAGAAUAUAACAUAUUUCCAAAGCAAAUUUUCAUUUGAAUUGUAAAUAUGCAAAUAUAGAAAGCCAUUUGAGAUAUCACCAACUUGCAAAGCCGUUGCAAUCAGGCAGAGUACUGAAAAUCCUUCAUCGGACAGGUGAGGCUGCCCUCUUUAUAUUCUAUCUCUGUAGAGGUGCUCCUCCUAAAUAGAUCCCUAGUUCAUGUGCCUAUUCACAGUACUUGUGUGUGUUUAUACAUGUAGUUUGUUAGCUAGUUUUAAUUUUACAAAAACCAAUCAACUCACAUGAACCCUCUCCUGCCAUUCUAGUGCCUUUAACCCUCUUCUCGCGUUUCACAGUCAUCUGUUUAGUCACUGAUUGUGUCGUUUUUCAUUUUUUGCAUGGCCACCAUCCA